AUGGAGAAUCUUGGCGCUGCAGAGGACGUGUUUUAUGAGGAGGAGGAAGAGGAGGAGGUGAACUGCUACGACUUUGAGCCUCUGCCGACGCUGCUGGAGGAUGAGGAGAAUGUGUCCCUUGCUGAUAUUUUGUCACUGCGGGAUAGCUGUCUUACUGAGCAAGAUAUUUGGGCAAUUUGCCUGGAGUGUUGCCAUUCUUUGAAGAGCAUUGCCCAUUCUGCAAUCUUCCAGACACUCUGCAUCACUCCUGACACUUUGGCUUUUAACACCAAUGGCAAUGUAUGCUUCAUGGAACAGCUCAGUGAUGAUCCAGAAGGUGCCUUUGUUCCACCAGAAUUUGAUAUCACCGGUAACACUUUUGAGGCACACAUCUAUUCUUUGGGUGCCACACUGAAAGCAGCAAUAGAAUAUAUUGUAGAACCUGAGACAGAAUCAGAAUUCGGACAAGAUCUGCAUGCUCUACUGGAACAAAUGCAAGAAGAGAAUCCUGCAAAUAGGCCAGAUAUUGAGAGCAUUUUGUCGUUAUGUGAAGAAAAAAUGAUGAUUGCUUCAUCAAGUAAUAUUUGUCGAAGCUUGUCUGCUGUUGGAAGAAGAGUUCUUUCAAUCGAAUCAUUUGGUGCUUCUCAAGAUGUCUGUGAUAACAUGUGGAAGGGAAGAAUGUGUCAGAGAAGUUUGGGAUCCAAAUUAUAUUCAAGUGAGAAAAACAACAUUGCAGGUGAUUUGUCUGCAGUGGAAGAGGUGACAACUGCCUAUCAUAAUAACUCUUCUGUAGUUACCAUGGUGACUGGCAGAGAAAGUGGUUUAAAGGAAAUGCAAAUUGAUCUGGAUAAUGAGAAAACUCAACAUUCUCUACUUGCUACUCAAAGUGAAAAGAGCAAAGAAGAGGACAAACACGCAGUGUAUACUGACAGUUUUGCCAGUGUUGCUUUGGAUAUAAAAUCAUGUGUUGUUGACCUGGAGAGAGAUGACCAUUUUAAGAAAGGUUCUUUGAGGAAAAUGAAAACCUUUCCAAAGCUACCACUCGAAAUUGCAGAUACAAAUAACUUUUUUACUUCUGUAACCAACAGUGGACCACUAGAUAGGAAAAAUCACUUCAUAGCACAAGAGUCACUACCUCUAGACAAUAAUAAUGAGGUUGCUUUUUCAAAGGGAAAUCUCAAUUCGUUUGCUGUCAGUCGUCCACCAGAAAUAGAAUCAAAGAACCACCAAGUUGAUGGUUGUCAUUUCGAAGCGCCAUGUGUAUGCACACAAGUGUCUGGCUUGAAUCUAGAAGAACAUAUGUCAUUUAUGAAUGGUAAAAAGAUAGGUUUUUCUUCAUCUGAUCACAAAGAAGACUCUUCUGGUGCUACCUCUGAAGUGCUAAAACCAACUGAUUCACUAAAAAGCCCAAAUCAGUCAAUUGCUGGAGCAAAAGUGCUAGACAACUAUAUGGUGUUGGAAGACUGUUCUGAAACUUUUCAAGGGUCAAAUGAAAAUUACGUACCACAUUUUAACAAGAUGGAUUCAGUGUUAAGAACAAAACCCAGUGGGAACAGACAUGGAUCAAACAUAAUUAGGCCACCAGAAUUAAGCAACGGUGUGAUGAGUGCAAACAAUAAUGAAGAUAAUCUUUCUGGAGGCAGAGGUUCAGAAAUCAAAAGUAAUGAGCAGUGGAUCUCUCUAAAACUCCUGUUGUCCUGGUAUGGUAGGCCUCUGAAAGACUAUGAACUCUGGGCAUUAUGUCAUGAGUGUUUAUGUACUCUGCAGACUUGCAUAGAUUAUCCAGUGGUCUUAUGUUUGGACUCUGUGCUGAUUGACUGCCAUGGAAGGAUCCUCUUUGCUGCUCCAAAAGCUGAAGAAUCUUGUGAUGUAUUUUAUUUAGCUCCUGAAAUUGAAGAAGAGGAUGUGGAUACUGAGAAGGUCUGUGUUUAUGGUGUUGCUGCAGUUCUGUGGAUGGCUGCAAAAUACAAUGUUCCACCGAGUCACAAACUAGUAUUGCCAAGAAAAUUUAAAAAACUGCUUCUGGAUAUGGCAAGAAAAAACCCUGAAGAAAGACCUUCUCUAACUGCUGCAAUUAAGACAUGCAAUCAUUAUUUACUUGAACAAGGUAUAAACAGCAAAAAUAUUUUGACAUUACUGGGUAAACCCAUCUUUAAGGCUGUUGAGGAAGAAGUCUUGUCUCAAGAUCACAUCCCUUUUGAAUUUAAAACUGAGAAACAUGAAAUGGACCCUUCAGAGUCAAGUCUGGGAUUUGUGCCUUUUACCACUGAAAGUAAACUUGUAGCAGUUAAAGGACCAGUACCAUGCCAGAUUUCACUAAACUGUGAGAAAGCAAUAUUACCUGGUGCAUUUACCUCUCCUGCAACUCACUUUAAGCCUAUUAUUUUGCAACAAGAUGCAAAUAUAACAAAAGAGAUUCACACACCAGUUUCUAACCAAUUCAAGAAAGAGACAAGGAAAGAAAAACACGUGAACCACAACAAAUCAGGAUAUAUAGAAGACUCCAAAAGCUGUGGUAUUGAUAUUCCAGGUGUUGUUGAAACUGUACCUGAAACAGCUGAGUGUGAUUUACAAGUUCCAAGCCACUCAUUCCAGAUGUCUUCAGAAGAGCAAAACUCAGUCAAUAAAUUUACUUCUACAGUUAGGUUACCAUCACUGUCUGAUUCCUCACAUGUUCUACAAGAGAAGAGCAUUUUAUCUGAAGAUCCCUCCAGUUCUUCAGCUUGUCCUACAUCUCCUAAUUUUCUUCAUAUAAAUAACAUCAUUCUCAAACAGGACUCAGAGAAAAGAGUUCUGACAUUUGUACCAGUACAUUUGGCUGUAUCAGAGCAAAUACCAAAUAAGCCUCUUCGCUCAAGAAUUGCUUAUGAUUGCUAUCACAGUUUGCCAGUGCUACUUUCAAGUACUAUUGCAAGUUAUAAAAUGAGCAUGCAAGCAGAAAAUAAUGCCUCCCUCUGCAAAGUGCAAAGUCAUGAGACUACUGAUACAGAGAACCAGUUCUAUCAAAGUAGCCCAGUUGUUCAAACCAGCUGCCAAGAAACUGAGUGUGCUACCAGCAUAAACAGUUUUCUCACUGAACAGGAGCACACACCAUGUACUUCAGUGAGUAAAGACAGUUACAGUUUGUUCAGUGGUAAAGUCCUGCCCCAUCAGAACACAACAAGUGACACUUCACUACAAGAAGUUAUUCAUCUUAUACAAGAGGAGUUUGCAUUUGAUGGUUAUUUAGAGAAUGGAGCUGAAGUUUUUGAUAUGGGUAACUUCAUUUUAAACUUAAAGGAAAUUAAGUUUGGUAUGUUCUCUGAUAGAAUUUGUGAGAAGUUUUGUGACCUCUACUGGGAUGAAAAGUUACUGGAGAAUCUCUAUCAGGUAGUAAAUGGAGGAAGAUCUUCAAAUUUAUGCAUAACUGAGGCAGAUGAAGCAAAAUGCAACAGUAGAUUGCAAGAUGUGAAGAAAUCUGAGAGCUUUUUGGCAAGCAGUGAUCAGACAGAGGGAAAAGGGGAAGCGAACUUUGAAGUGAAGGCUGAGCCUAUGAUAAAAACAUCAUUAGUUGAAAUGAAUCUUGAUGAGUCACCUUUGGAUAAUAUCAAAAAAGAAUUGACUCUGCAGAGUACAAUCCCCGUAGCAAAAGAGCAACAAUAUUUGCAAAGCGGCGGCUGUGGUCCAGGCUUUGCAGAAGAAAAUGCAAGUUCAGAGGAGCAAGCCAUGAUAAAGAGAGCUGGAAACAGCUACCUGGCAUCUCCCAAUCUACCUGACUUUUGUGGCUGUAGUCCUGGUUGGAGCAGUGCUUUUUAUGGAGCUGAAUGUUUUGAUUCAGGAGUUCAUAGUUACUUGAAAAACCUUGGAAAUCAGAAAUCAAGUGAGUCACAAACUAUAGAUGCUAAAAAAGUGGAACUAGAACAAUUGCUAAUGAUGGAGACAAAAAAUUACAGAAAGACCAUAAGGUUUUACCAGAAGCUGUUGCAGAAAGAAAGAGGAAGCAAAAGUCCUGAAACUAAAUCUAUGUUGCCCAAACUGAGAGGACAGCUACAGGAGAUGAAGUCAAAAGUGCAGUUUCUUGAACUGGUGAAGAAAUACGUGCAGAUGAUGUAUGCAGAGCAGUGGGGUGUGGAAUCCUAUGUGCUGCCUACAGUCAUUCACAAUGGGAAAGCUGACACCGUGGACAUGGCACCUAUGGAUGAAUCAUCAUUGCUCCUUUACUAUAACACAGAGAGACACCAGUAUAACAGUCAAAAUGGAGUGAGAGUUCUGCAGGCUGGAACACCACUCGGUUUAAUGGCUUACUUGUAUUCCAGAAAUGCCUUUUUAGAAGGUUAUGUACAACAGUUUCUUUACACAUUUCGCUAUUUCUGCACACAAGAAGAAUUUUUGCAGUUUCUUCUUGAUAGAAUCAGCAGCACUUUAUCCAGUGCAAGCCUGGAUCCUUCCACAUCCCUUACCAAAAUAUGUAACCGCAGUUUCUACAUCCUCCAGGCAUGGAUUGAAGACUGUUACAGUGUAGACUUCGCAACAAAUACUCAUCUUCUGGGCACCCUAAAAGAUUUUAUUUCUUCCAAGGUUGCUUCAUUAAAUGGCUACGGGGAGCGCUUGUUGUCACUGCUGGAGGACGCCUCUGCCAGGAAAAGUUGCAGUCCUGAUCUGUGCUCUGGUGUGGACAAAUGUGAAGAGGAAACUGAGGAGGGCAGAAGAACAUUGCAUUCCCUGUGUAAAAAGCUCUCAGAAGAUGUUUCCAGAAAGAACUUCUAUUGGAAACUAUCCAAAGGUAUGGGACCAAUUGCACAGUGUCAGAGAGAGCGACUGCGUGCAGGUUCAGCAGUUUUGCCAAAGCCCUGCUGUAGCAGUUUGGCAGAAGAAUCCUCUGUUUCCUUAGCUAGAGCAGAUGAAGUGGGACCAGCUCUCUUGACCGAGUGCAGUGCCCAACAGCUUUGUUGGCAGCUGACACUACUGCAACAGGAAGUAUUUAAUAAAUGUCAUCCAGUACACUUCCUAAAUUCCCGAGCGCUUGGUGUUAAAGACAAAUGUGUUGCUGUGCCAAAGGCAGUUUCUGCUGAGACAGUUUCAUUUAAAGUCUGUAAUCUGUUUCUGUCAAAGUGUGUACAAGACCAGUACCUUCUGCAGUUAUUAAAAAAUGCAGACAGUAUUAGUACCUGGGUUGCUGCUGAAAUUGUAACAUGUCACACAACUAAGCGGCAGGUGAGCUUGUUAUCAAAAUUUCUUCUUAUAGCAAAAUGCUGCUAUGAACAAAGAAAUUUUGCUACUGCAAUGCAAAUCCUAGCAGGCUUGGAAAAUCUUAUUGUACGACAGUUGCCAGCCUGGAAAGUUCUACCUGCAAAAGUAGCCGAGAUAAUGGAGGAACUCAAGGCUGUUGAGGUGUUUUUAAAAAGUGACAGCUUAUGUCUGAUGGAAGGAGACAGAUUCAAAACUCUUCCAACAAUUCCAUCAGCCCAUGUUUUGGCUAUGCAUGUCCAACAACUUGAAACUGGAGGAUUCACAAUGACAAAUGGAGCUCACAAGUGGACUAAACUUAGAAAUAUUGCAAAAGUUGUGAGCCAAGUUCAUGCCUUUCAAGAGAAUCCUUAUACGUAUGCACCAGAUUUCAAGCUGCAGUCUUACCUCAGACAAAGAAUAACUCGUUUUAAAGAUGCAGACAUUUCUGCCUUGGCAGCUGACAACUGUGCCAACUUCCAUCACAUACCAGCAGAAAAACAUUCUCGAAAAAUUCAGGACACACUGCGCAGGAUGAAAGCAACAUUUCAGUAA
Messenger RNA from Cinclus cinclus, 5739 nucleotides. It is a transcript of the gene KNDC1, whose product is annotated as kinase non-catalytic C-lobe domain containing 1. The record is from RefSeq and is a predicted model, not a curated record. Bases 1 to 5739 code for a protein of 1912 amino acids. Gene Ontology annotation, biological process: small GTPase-mediated signal transduction. NCBI's taxonomy places the organism in Eukaryota, Metazoa, Chordata, Aves, Passeriformes, Cinclidae. Gene Ontology annotation, molecular function: guanyl-nucleotide exchange factor activity. The transcript has 30 exons.